Messenger RNA from Cynara cardunculus var. scolymus (artichoke), 1154 nucleotides. RefSeq lists its product as uncharacterized. The record is from RefSeq and is a predicted model, not a curated record. The coding region runs from base 131 to 1045 and encodes 304 amino acids. Lineage: Eukaryota; Viridiplantae; Streptophyta; Magnoliopsida; Asterales; Asteraceae. Gene Ontology annotation, biological process: retrograde vesicle-mediated transport, Golgi to endoplasmic reticulum. Gene Ontology annotation, molecular function: SNAP receptor activity. The transcript has 7 exons. Gene Ontology annotation, cellular component: endoplasmic reticulum; SNARE complex.
CAUUGAAAAUAUUAUUUAAGAAACCUUGUGUUCUCGACUGUCUGAAACUUAAAUCCCAACUGAUUUCAAUCGAUCUUGUCCAUCGUUUCGUGCUCUUCAAAGCGGCAAACUUGAUCGAUUCCUACCAAUUAUGGAGGUAAACGCAUCAUCUUCGGCAGAUAUCGUUGUCGAUGAAUUCAACAAGACAAAGAAAGAUUGGGACGAUGCAUAUCUUCAAACCCUAACUUACAUUCGAGCCAUCGAAGAAUUCGGGAAAUCAAGAUCCAUUGGUGACGCAGUCGCCGUUAAUAACAAGAAAGAUUCGUUGCCCAGAUUGAACGGCCUUGCUCAAGAUGGACUGUCUUUGCUGUCCACUGCACAAUUCAACCUUGAUCUUUUGGUUCCACAACUUCCCACAGAUGAUCAUAUUCAAAAUGCAGAAUUGACUCUUCAGUCAUGGAACGAACAAAUUCAAAGUCUGCGGGCAAGUCUGAGAAAUGCUAAUCUUCAAGCAAAGGCGAACAUGAGGAAAGCUGCCCAAGAAGAGAGGGAGCUUCUCUUAGGAGGUGGAGAAGAGUCCACAGUUCGAAGGCGCAAUUUACAGACAAAAGCCGGAAUGACAUCUGCAGCAGAGAGCAUUACAGAGAGCCUUCGUCGUACACGCCAGCUGAUGGUUCAGGAGGUUGAACGGAGCGGAAGCACACUCAUGGCUUUUGAGGAAUCAACAGGAGUUUUGAAGAAAGCAGAAAGCGAAUACAAGGGUCAUCGAUCAUUACUGAUGCGAACUCGUAACUUGCUUUCAACAAUGAAGCGCCAAGAUGUUCUUGACAGGAUUAUACUUGUUGUGGGAUUCCUCGUAUUCUCGUUAGCUGUUCUUUACGUUGUGUCAAAGCGAAUUGGAAUACUCAAGUUGCAAAGAAAGGUUAUAGGUGCUAUCAAAGCUGGUAUGGCUGGAGAAGCAGAAGCCGCUAAGCGCGCUGGUGUAGAUGCUAUAAACCACAUUGCUCAGGUCAAUGAACUUGCUUUUCCGAAUGAUUUAGAACAACCAAUGCAUGAUGAACUUUGAAUCACAUAUGAAAAGUUUAUAGCAUGUAUAUUUCUGUACACAAUAGGCUGCUUUUGCCUUCAGUUCACCAGCUUUUAAUAUUUUUGAUCCAUGCAAUUGUUCAUGUUCU